CAGGGGCCGCCGACACUAUAAGUGGCCCAGCCAGGGCCUUGCCUGGGGCUCUGGCCAUGCUCCUCCUCGGGCUUCUGCUGCUGACCGUGCUGGCUGGCGCCCGCCUGCUGUGGCACAAGUGGAAGCUCCGCAGCCUCCACCUCCCGCCUCUUGUGCCCGGCUUCCUGCACCUGCUGCGGCCCAACCUUCCCCUCUACCUGCUGGGUCUGACCCAGAAACUGGGGCCUGUCUACAGGCUCCGCCUGGGGCUGAGAGAUGUGGUGGUGCUGAACUCCAAGAGGACCAUUGAGGAAGCCAUGAUCAGGAAAUGGGUGGACUUUGCCGGCAGACCCCAGACAGCGUCCUAUAAGCUGGUGUCUCAGCACUACCAGGACCUCUCCCUUGGGGACUACUCCCUGCUCUGGAAGGCUCACAAGAAACUCACCCGCUCAGCCCUGCUGCUGGGCCUCUUCGACUCCACGGAGGGGAUGGUGGAGCAGCUGACCCAGGAGUUCUGUGAGCGCAUGAGAGCCCAGGCCGGCACCCCUGUGGCCAUCCAGAAGGAGUUCUCUCUCCUCACCUGCACCAUCAUCUGUCACCUCACCUUUGGAGACCAGGAGGACACCUUAGUACAUGCCUUUCAUGACUGUGUCCAGGACUUGAUGAAAACCUGGGAGCACUGGUCCGUCCAAAUCUUGGACAUUGUUCCCUUUCUCAGGUUCUUCCCCAAUCCAGGCCUCCGCAGGCUGAAGCAGGCCUUGGAGAACAGGGACCACAUGGUAGAGAAGCAGCUGAGGCAGCACAAGGAGAGCAUGGUGGCAGGCCAGUGGAAGGACAUGACUGACUAUAUGCUCCAACGAGUGGGCAAGCCAAGAGCAGGGGAGGGCUGCGGACAGCUCCUUGAAGGACACGUGCAUAUGUCUGUGGUGGACCUGUUCAUUGGUGGCACUGAGACCACGGCGACCACCCUCUCCUGGGCCGUGGCCUUCUUGCUUCACCACCCUGAGAUUCAGCAGAGACUGCAGGAAGAGCUGGAUCGUGAGCUGGGCCCUGGAGCGUCAGGCUCCCGAGUCCCAUACAGAGACCCCGCACGGCUGCCCUUGCUCACGGCCACCAUCGCCGAGGUGCUGCGCCUGCGGCCCGUCGUGCCCCUGGCCUUGCCGCACCGUGCCACGCGGCCUAGCAGCAUCUUGGGCUACGACAUCCCCGAGGGCACGGUUGUCAUCCCCAACCUGCAAGGCGCCCACUUAGACGAGACGGUCUGGGAGCGGCCACACGAGUUCCGGCCGGAUCGCUUCCUGGCCCCUGGCGCCCGCCCCAGAGUGCUGGCCUUCGGCUGCGGGGCCCGCGUGUGCCUGGGGGAGCCGCUGGCGCGCCUGGAGCUGCGCGUGGUGUUGGCGCAGCUGCUGCGGGCCUUCACGCUGCUGCCGCCCACCGGUGCCCUGCCCUCCCUGCAGCCCCGGCCCCGCGGCGGCGUCAACCUCACCGUGCGGCCUUUCCAGGUGCGGCUGCAGCCCCGGGGCUCAGGGGCCCGGGCGCCGGGCCAGCACCCGUGACGGGGCAGGACGCACGCCGGCCGCACGCAUGCCUCAGUUUCCCCUUUUAUUACUCCCCGUACAAACCCCUGCCCUCCCCCCCUGUAAACAUGGUGCUGUGAGAUCGCAGAUGGAGAAGGCUCCCUCCGGUGGCUGGACGGUCACGGUGGCCCUGGGCUCUUCUCUGAGCGCGACCCCUCAGUGCUCGGCAGUCAUUCUGGGGCGCCCGAGAGGCGAGCGGUGGUCAGCCUCCCUGGGCCGCUGGGGGCCGGUAGCUUCUUGGCCUCAGCUUCAUUUCCGUGAAGGGCACAGAGAACUCGAAGCCCUUCCAGUAGUACCAGCUCAGCCCCUGGGAGAGGAGAUGUCGAGACAGAGUCAAAGCCACACAUCCCAUCUGCUCCCACCCUUGCCCCUCUGCGGAGAUGGUUCCCAGAAAUCAACCCCUCUCCCACCCCCCACCGACUUCAUGAUCCUCAACUGCCAAGGCCUGAGGCUUCAUCUGAGCUGGCCCUCUACGUCCAAUAAAUCGUGCUCAUGUCUCCCUC
This is a messenger RNA of Neomonachus schauinslandi (Hawaiian monk seal), 2059 nucleotides long. Its product is annotated as steroid 21-hydroxylase. The record is from RefSeq and is a predicted model, not a curated record. Bases 57 to 1535 code for a protein of 492 amino acids. The transcript has 10 exons. Lineage: Eukaryota; Metazoa; Chordata; Mammalia; Carnivora; Phocidae. Gene Ontology annotation, molecular function: steroid 17-alpha-monooxygenase activity; heme binding; iron ion binding. Gene Ontology annotation, biological process: progesterone metabolic process; hormone biosynthetic process.